CAUUAGUUUGAGACCUCUUGCGAUUUUCCGUCUGUGUGUGUUGUGCUGUCAGAUUAAACGGAGGCAAAUGGCUAAAGUGGAGCUGGCUCCGCUCAGACCAUGGGACGACUUCUUCCCCGGUUCGGAAAGAUUCGCCAAACCAGAUACGAAAGAUUUGGCGAAAUGGAACAACAGAGUUGUCAGCAACCUGCUUUAUUAUCAGACUAAUUAUUUGGCUUUGGCCAUCAUUGUUUUCCUCGUUGUCGGGUUCCUGAACCCUGUGGGGAUGUUCACAGCCAUGGCCGUGGUGUCGGGCGUCUUCCUGGCUUCGGUGUGGGCCGGAGAGAACAGAGCUGUGAUCAAUAACUUCAAGAGGCAGAAUCCCACAGCAUUUAUUAUCGCCGUCAUGGUUGCCAGCUACAUAUUAAUCUCUAUGCUGGGGAGCGUCAUGGUGUUCAUGUCCGCAGUCACUUUACCUCUGGCUUUGAUACUUGUGCACGCUUCAUUUCGCCUCCGCAACAUGAAGAAUAAACUGGAGAACAAGAUCGAAGGAGCCGGACUGAAGAGGUCACCAAUGGGCAUUUUGCUGGAGGCUUUGGGUCAGCAGGAGGAGAACUUUCAAAAGAUCCAGACUUUUCUGGAGGGGAAACUGAAGGAGUGAUUGGAUGUGAAAAGGAUCACACACACACACAAAUGCACACAUCAUUUGAUCUUGAUUUUUUUUGUUUUUUUGUCUCAGAUGUAGCAACUUUGAGUAUCUUUCACUGUAAACUUCUUAUCGUUUCCUUCGUA
This is a messenger RNA of Scatophagus argus, 771 nucleotides long. RefSeq names its product ADP-ribosylation factor-like 6 interacting protein 5a (gene arl6ip5a). Gene Ontology annotation, biological process: negative regulation of transport. Lineage: Eukaryota; Metazoa; Chordata; Actinopteri; Scatophagidae. The coding region runs from base 68 to 640 and encodes 190 amino acids. The transcript is spliced from 3 exons. Gene Ontology annotation, cellular component: membrane. The record is from RefSeq and is a predicted model, not a curated record.